AUGACUUCAGUGACUAGAUCAGAGACGGCAGAAGUGCUAGAAGAGGAACCAGUGACAUCUAAGGCUCAUGAUCAUCCAUUGGAAUCAAAUGCCAAUCCUGUGGAAGUGUGUAAUAAAUCGCCUGCCUCCCUGGAGAUGACUCAAGGAGUUUCAAAGGAAGGAAUUCACGUUGAUUGUAGCCCUAAAAAAGGAGAGUGUUGUGAACUCAGCCACGAGGAAGCACUCCAGCCCAGGUCUCUUCAUUUGUCUCCCCAAGAACAGUCUGCUCAUCAUCGAGACAGAAGGCAAUCCUGGCGGCGAGCAAGUAUGAAAGAAGUCAACAGGCGGAAGUCACUGCCUCCCUUUCAUCAGGGCAUCACAGAGCUCAGCAGAUCCAUCAGCGUUGACUUAGCAGAAAGCAAACGGCUUGGGUCUCUCCUGCUUUCCAGUUUCCAGUUCUCUGUUCAGAAACUUGAACCUUUCCUAAAGGGCACGGCGGGCUUCAGUCUUGAAAGUUUUAGAGCCAAAGCAUCUUCUCUUUCUGAAGAAUUAAAACAUUUUGCAGACAGACUGGAAAGUAAUGGAACUCUACAGAAAUGUUUUGAAGAUUCAGAGGGAAAAGCAUCAGAUUUGUCUCUGGAAGCAUCAGUGGCUGAGAUGAAGGAAUACAUAACAAAGUUUUCUUUAGAACGUCAGACUUGGGAUCAACUCUUGCUGCAUUAUCAGAAGGAGGCUGAGGAGAUCUUAUCCAGUGGAUCAACUGAAACAAAAAUGACUGAAGUUGAACCUACAGCAUAUCUUGGGUCUUCCCAGAAUGAAGUCCUUAAUACAAAGCCUGAUUACCAGAAAAUAUUACAGAGCCAGAACAAAGUCUUUGACUGUAUGGAAUUGGUGAUGGACGAAUUGCAAGGGUCAGUGAAACAGCUGCAUGCCUUUAUGGACGAAAGUACCCAGUGCUUCCAGAAGAUGUCAGUACAACUCAAGUUACUGAUUUAUUUUUGA
Messenger RNA from Pipistrellus nathusii (Nathusius's pipistrelle), 981 nucleotides. The record is from the annotation of a GenBank genome assembly. Lineage: Eukaryota; Metazoa; Chordata; Mammalia; Chiroptera; Vespertilionidae.